AUGUCGAUCGCUACACAGUCUGCUUCCCAUUGCAUCAAUAGCGAUGAAAACGUCUCCAUUGUCGCACUUUUAGCAGCCGACAGCGAGGCCAACAAAGUAUCGAAGAAGAGAGAAUAUAAUAGAAAUGCUCAGCGAGCAUUUCGUCAACGGCGCAAAGAACAUCUUCGUAACCUCGAAGCAGCACAGGCCGUAUCCAACAGUAUCCAAGUCGAGAACGUCAAGCGACUUCGUCGUGAUUUCCAGCUCCUUUCACAGGAGAAUGAAUCCCUCAAAGCUGCCUAUAGAUCUCCAGCGUAUAGAUCUCCAGCAACCUCUCAUAUAUCGACGAUCUCACCAUCUCCUUCGAAGGAUAUCCACUACGGGGCACUUUAUCCGGACUAUUUGGGAUCGAUACCCACAAAUGCUUCAUAUACACCGGAAUUCGGACCAUCUACCCUUUAUCCACUCACCACGACACUAGCAUCGAGCGUAAGCACGAUUCCCGCGAACUCGGUGCUGAUGUCCCCUCAUAACAUUCACGACAUUCGACGCAAUCUAUAUACCAUGUUUAGUCCUCUUCUCGAAAUUUCAGUACCUUCAACCUCCCAAAUGCACUUGGCCACUCUGGCAGCAUUAAAAUCAACAUUGCCAAAUCCCUUGAAGCCGACGUCUUUACAACUCUCAGUCCCUCACGAUGUGUAUAUAGACUUGAUCCCUUCCCCCAGUCUUAGAGAUCGAUUAAUAAUGGUUGGCCCGGCGAACGCUAGUUCUUUCCUCACAGACGCAUGUACAAUCGCAUGCGAUAUCGAAGAUACCGGUCAGAUCAUCGUAUGGGGAAAAGACUGGUUGAACGAAUUCUCUUGGGAAUUCUGUCCCAGUUUACUUGAACGUUGGGGCGGCUUUAUUCUUGGUCCUGAAUGGGGGCAACGGGCAAACUUCUGGCGGAAACAAAGAAGAGCCCCAAUUAUACCGAGUUAUGAUUGA
Exophiala spinifera is the source of this 963-nucleotide messenger RNA. RefSeq lists its product as uncharacterized. Bases 1 to 963 code for a protein of 320 amino acids. The record is from RefSeq and is a predicted model, not a curated record. NCBI's taxonomy places the organism in Eukaryota, Fungi, Ascomycota, Eurotiomycetes, Chaetothyriales, Herpotrichiellaceae. Gene Ontology annotation, biological process: regulation of DNA-templated transcription. Gene Ontology annotation, molecular function: DNA-binding transcription factor activity. The transcript is spliced from 3 exons.